CCGUUAAACACAAAGAAGAAGAACUGGGGCUGGAACUACACGGAGGAGACCGACAGUUCCUGUCGGACAGAGAUUCGGUGAAGCCACAGCCAAACAAACCGCGCGGAGGCUAACAACUAGCAGUGCCAAACCCGCAGUCCCGGCCCGGUUCGACCCCAGGCAGCAUGUACGCGGACUUCCGGGCUCCCCGGCGCCGCCUCCGGGUCACGGAGGAGUUCGAGGCUCCGCUGCCGCUCAGCCCGCGCGAGAGGAGCCACUUCCAGGCAGAGCUCCUCAAUCAGCACGUGCUGGUCUGUGAUCCGGAACACAGCCAGAAGAUCCACGACCAGGGUUACUUUGGUAAAGGGGUUCUGUCCAGAUCCAGACCGGAGCACAACAUCUCCAACCAAUGGGAGCAACACGAAGGCGUGUUUCUACCUGUGGUCUCACAGGCCAGGUAUGAGGAGCUGCUCAAGUGGGUGGGGUCAGCUCUGUCUGCUCAGGGAUGGGAUGAAGAGCCCGUUCAUCAAACCCUGCUCAGGCUUUCUCAGCCAAUACAAAUGGAGGAUGUGAGGAACCAGAUGGGAGGGGAGGGGGAGGCAGAGGAGAACGGUGAAAGGGGGAAGGAGGAGCCGGAGCAAGAAGGAGGAGUCAGCCCCCAGAUGAAGAGGUCAAGACGGGGGUCAGAGGUCGAGCCGGAGGCCAAGAGAAGCUGCAGCUCAGAACAGGACUCCGACUCCAGUUUGGACUGUGAUCCUGACUCGGAUCCUGAUCCUGCUCCUCUGGUUCCUGGUCCUGGUUUCCUCCUGGUGGUCUCUGACAGUGAGACUGGAGGCGGGGUCAGGGAGGUGAGGCGGACACCGUUCUUUCUCUCCGAGUACCUGCAGCUCAGUCUGGAGGAGGCCUUCUUCCUGGUCUACAGUCUGGGCUGCCUGUCCGUCUACCAGCAGCAGGAACCCCUGUCCAUCGUGCAGCUGUGGAGGACGUUUCGGUCCCUGCGUCCUGAUUUCAUCAGCUCCUAUGCAGUCUAUCAUCACUUCCGCAGCAAGGGGUGGGUCCCUAAAGGAGGGGGCGGAGCCAAGUAUGGCGUAGACCUCAGUAAGACAAACACACAAACACUUGGGUAGGGGUUGCUAUUAGGGCUGG
This is a messenger RNA of Pundamilia nyererei, 1125 nucleotides long. Its product is annotated as tRNA-splicing endonuclease subunit Sen2-like. The transcript has 8 exons. NCBI's taxonomy places the organism in Eukaryota, Metazoa, Chordata, Actinopteri, Cichliformes, Cichlidae. Gene Ontology annotation, molecular function: tRNA-intron lyase activity; nucleic acid binding. Gene Ontology annotation, cellular component: cytoplasm; tRNA-intron endonuclease complex. Bases 165 to 1106 code for a protein of 313 amino acids. Gene Ontology annotation, biological process: tRNA-type intron splice site recognition and cleavage; tRNA splicing, via endonucleolytic cleavage and ligation. The record is from RefSeq and is a predicted model, not a curated record.